CUCUGCCUUAUUCGUUAAACUACCUGAGAUCAGCAUGUUUUCAUCCCAGAGACUGUCAGAGACCUGACAGUUUAACUGGAGACACAGCGAGAACUGUCUGAAAGACAACUAAAAGAGAGGAUUCGGGGAAGGAAGUCAGAGAAAAGAUCGCAUUCAGAGUGAGAGGAGACGGACACCAAAAAAUCAGAGUCGGUUCAAUCUAGACCGGAUAGGCAGACUCGAGGAUGAAGAUCCGCGUGAUGCAGAUUUGGGGCUUCCUGAUGGCGGUGCUGGGCUGGAUCUUCGUGGCGUGCUCCAUGGCGAUGGAGGGCUGGAAGAUCGCUUCCAUCGGGGGCAUGGGCGGCUCUUCAAUCAUAAAGGUGGCCUGGUACUGGUCCAGUCUGUGGAGGUCCUGUUUCACAGAUUCUACCUCCGUCUCCAACUGCUACGACUUCCCUGUGCUCUGGUCUGUGGAGGACCAUGUCCAGGUCGUGCGUGGCCUGCUGAUGGCGGCUCUGGUAGUAGGAAUGCUGGGCUUUGUGGUGAGCCUCAUCGGAAUGGAGUGCACCUUCAUCGGGGGCAAAGACAAGUCCAAGCACAAGAAGAUCUUCUUCGGAGGAUUCUGUCACAUCACCAGUGGAAUUCUGUCCACGUUUGGAUAUGCUGUCUACGCAAUAUACGUCUCUGGGGAAUACUAUAACCCUGGUCUGGAUGGAUUACAGUAUGAUCUGGGGACUCCUCUGUUUCUUGGCUGGGUGGGGUCAGCAUUUCAGUCCACCGGGGGGACGUUCUACCUGGUCUCGGUGUGCAAGGUGCUCUGUGACGAUGAGCCGGUCAGGGUCCCUCCUGCGCUUCCAGAGGAAGCAAAGUCACUGUCCUCUGUGUCCGUGAUCACCUCCAAGACCAAAGUUUCCACCGUGUCCGAGUUGUCUUCAAAGUCCGCCCUCUCCAAUGUCUCAGCCAUCUCCUCGGCAUCCGCCCGGCCGUCUCCUGGACGGUCGUCCAGUUCGGGGCGGUCCGAAAGGUCUUCGGGGUCAAGUCGCACGCUCGGGUCGAGUGGGUCGGAGCGCUCCCGGUCGAGAAGCAGCAGCAGAUCAGUGUCUUCUUUGUCCGAUGCGUCGAGGAGGAGCGAGAAAGGACAAUUCAUAAAGAACUCCUAUAUCUGACCUGUCAGGGUCAGAUGUAAUUUCCUCUCGUCGGCGAUGGGCCUCAGGCUCAGUGAGUGAACAUAAUAGCACCAGUGACCAUCCUAGGGAGACAAAUGCCUGUGUGUACAAUCGGGUUAUGUAUAGAUAUUGUAGUAAUGAAGACAGGUGGUUGAAUAGUGGAUGCCCUUCAGUGAAGAGAUUGUUCUGUCUGAUACUAAGGUCAUAUCCUUACUCAGGAAUUCCUGUUAAAAUGAUUCGGUUUUAUUUGAGGUUGAGAUGGUAAAUGUUUUAUCUGAUUCAAAUUCAGAUUCAUGUCAUGAAGAAAUGUAUUUGACUAACACUGUUCAAUGGGACUUUCUGUAAUCCUCAGUAUCUGUAUUUGUACUAAAAUAAUAAUAAAUAAAAAAACCUUUCUACA
This is a messenger RNA of Osmerus eperlanus (European smelt), 1545 nucleotides long. It is a transcript of the gene cldn10e, whose product is annotated as claudin 10e. Gene Ontology annotation, cellular component: bicellular tight junction; plasma membrane. The transcript has 5 exons. The record is from RefSeq and is a predicted model, not a curated record. Lineage: Eukaryota; Metazoa; Chordata; Actinopteri; Osmeriformes; Osmeridae. Gene Ontology annotation, biological process: bicellular tight junction assembly; cell adhesion. Bases 225 to 1145 code for a protein of 306 amino acids. Gene Ontology annotation, molecular function: structural molecule activity.